Molecule: messenger RNA, 1712 nt
Organism: Gracilinanus agilis (Agile Gracile Mouse Opossum)
Lineage: Eukaryota; Metazoa; Chordata; Mammalia; Didelphimorphia; Didelphidae
Gene: IRGQ
Product: immunity related GTPase Q
Exons: 3
Molecular function (GO): GTP binding
Source: RefSeq, a predicted model, not a curated record
CCCACGGACUGCGCCGGCUGCCGGCUGUUUAUCUGCAGCGAGAUCGGCGCCUGGGGUUCGGACGAGGGCGGGGCCGGCGCGGGACUCGGGGCCCCAAGAAGGAAGGAGCAGGAGGGGCUACGGCCCAGAACGCCUGGGUCCUUACCAGGUCCCCAGCCAUGCCUCCCCCGCGGGGUGACGUGACCGCCUUAUUCCUGGGUCCUCCACGUUCGGGAAAAUCGGAACUCAUCGCCGCGCUCCGGGAGGCUCCCGAGGCCUGGCAUGAGGAGACCCGCGUCCCUGCCCUUUACCCUGCGGGCCCCGGGCUCUUCCUGGGCGAGCUGAGCUGCCCGCCUGCAGCGCCCGAACCCUGGGCAGCUGAAGCUGACGUGCUAGUGCUGGUCUGGGGGCCCCGGGGCGGGAACGGAGCCGAGGAAGGGGAUGAUGAGUCUCUGCCCGAGGGGCUGGGGGCGGCUGGGCGGGCGGCCCUGGCCCGUGGGGCCCCCCUGUUAGCUGUAUGGAGCCGUGGUCCCAGGAACGGGAACGCCGCGACCCGGGAGGAGCCUGAAGACCUGGAGCAGGAGAGAAAGAAGGCGGCAGCCCAACUGGCCGCUGCCGGGCUGGGGGCGGCGCCCCUUUACAUACUCAGCCGACCUGGGCCCCAGGGAGCUGACCUGGCUAGGCUGCGGGAGGCGCUCCAUGACCGGGGGGCGGCCCUGGAGGGGCUGCUACCUCCCGCCCAGGAAGGCUUCGAAGUGGUGGGGGGCGCCGAGCUGGACGCCGUGCGCGAGGCUUUCGAGGCGGGCGGCCUGGAGGCUGCCAUGACCUGGCUGCGCUCGGGCCUGGAGCGCCUGGGCAGCGCGCGGGUGGACUUGGCCGUGGCCGGGCCCGAGGCCCCCUCCGUCAUUGGAUCCCUUCUGGGCCAGGACCCUGAGCCCGCUCCCUCAACCCCGGGGCCGGCCCCCUACCCCGCCCCGGAGCGGCCCAACGUGGUGCUCUGGGCGCUGCCCCCCGACUCCGCAGCGGACUCCGAGCCUCGCGCUCACUACGACGCCCUGGUGCUGGGGUUGUCAGGGCCCCCGACGGCGGCCGACGUGGCCCUCGGGAGGGCGCUGGUGGGCAGCAGCAUCCCACUCUUCUUCGUGCGGACGGACGGAGGCGGUGAUGAACCCGAGCCCGAGCCCAAAGAGGGGUCCGGAGCAGCCUGGGUUGGGGAGGACGAGGGCUGGGAGGUGUUGGGCGCUGAGGAAGCCCGGGAGCCGCCUCCCCUGCCUGCGGCCUUCCCCCUGCGCCCCGAGGGUUUGGCGGGCCUGGAGGCCGCGCUGCGGCGGGCACUGGCCCCGGCGCAGGGGGCGGCUCUACUGCUGGCGCUGCCCCCCGCGUCCCCACAGGCCGCGCGGGCCAAGGCCGAUGCUCUGCGGGCAGGCGCGUGGCGUGCGGCGCUGCUGGCCAGCGUGGCCGCCGCUGCCUCCCCGGCCCCUGGCCUGGGCCAUGCGUGCGACGUGGCGCUGCUGCGGGGCCAGCUGGCGGGCUACCGGCGUGCGCUGGGGCUGGAGGCCGCCGCCGUGGCGCGACGCGAGCGCGCGCUUGGGCUGGAGGCCGGCACGCUGGCGGGCCGCGAGCGCUCGAGGCUGGCGCGGGAUGGCGCUGCCCGCGGGGAGGUGGAAGCGCGCCUGCGGGCCUGGGCAGGGGAGGGCACCGCGGGCGGCGCCGCCCUGGGCGCGCUCUCCUUC